Molecule: messenger RNA, 2868 nt
Organism: Schistocerca gregaria
Lineage: Eukaryota; Metazoa; Arthropoda; Insecta; Orthoptera; Acrididae
Exons: 2
Coding region: 88-2868 (926 amino acids)
Molecular function (GO): guanyl-nucleotide exchange factor activity
Source: RefSeq, a predicted model, not a curated record
GAGACGGAAAUGAAUAUGCGCGUAAAGAUCUUUUGAGGGCUGACAGAUCACUUUGAUGCAUGAUAGUGCAUAUAGGUGGCUCCAAAUAUGAAUGGUGAAUCAGCACAGGCGACGAAGGAAGAGGAAGUGGAGAAAAGGGGACCGAAGAUAUCGGACAUAAAGAAGUCUUUGUACGAGAGGAUCAGAGAGCAGAGCAGAGUGCCUGGCGAGGCGGCGGGCGCGAGGGGGGUCGAGAGGGUCAUAUCGCCGGAGAGGUUUAAGGAAAGCAGGAACUGCAUAACGAAGAGGUUGUCCGAGGCAGAGAACAGCAAGAUAGUGAGCGCCAAGGAGGUGGAGAGGACCCGACAGAGUAAGUGGCGCACGAGUCGGGGGCCGGUGGAAAGGGCGAGCGUGGACAUGUCGAGGGCGAGCAUGGACAUGUCGAGGGCGAGCGUGGAGUUGCCGAGGGCGAGCGCGGACAUGUCGAGGGCGAGCGCGGACAUGUCGAGGGCGAGCAUGGACAUGUCGAGGGCGAGCGUGGAGUUGCCGAGGGCGAGCGUGGAGUUGCCGAGGGCGAGCGCGGACAUGUCGAGGGCGAGCGCGGACAUGUCGAGGGCGAGCAUGGACAUGUUGAGGGGGAGCAUGGACAUGUUGAGGGGGAGCAUGGACAUGUUGAGGGCGAGCAUAGAGUUGCCGAGGGCGAGCGCGGACAUGUCUAGGGCGAGUGUGGACGUGUUGAGGGCGAGCGCGGAGUUGCCGAGGGCGAGCGUGAAUUUGAAGAGGGGGAGCGCGGAGUUGCCGAGGAGGAGCGCGGAGUUGCCGAGGGUGAGCGUGGACUUGUCGGCGAGUGCGGAUUCGUCGCGAGAGAGGGUGCAGGUGCGGAGGGAGAGGGCUGCUGAGAGGGAGAGCGCCGAAGUGGUGGAGGGAGAUGGCGAGGCGGACAAGGUGGCGGUUGGUGACGGAGAGAGCGCGGACUUGGCUGACAGGCGCAGCAGCAGUGGUGGCGUCAGGGUUUAUUCUUCUAGCCUGUCGACGAGCUCGGCUGCGAAGGUGUCUCAGAUGUCUCCUGAGGCCGUCUUGUUGUACGCGGAGUUGUCGAAGAUGCCCACGCCGUCGACGUCGAAGCCGUUGCCCCAGACGCCGAGCGACCCUCCCCAGCGCAGGGAGCGCGUCGUGCCAAGUGGCCAGAGAACGUCGUGGGGCUCUGUCGGGUCGGCUGGUCCCGAUGUGGCGGAGCACGCGAAGGCGCCGAAAAUCAUCCUUCCCUUACCGCCGACUCUGGCCAAGGGCGCGAAGGGCUCCGAAGAGGCGACGGCUACAGAGCACUCGAAGAAGUCGAAGGUCGCCCCCUCCUUUCCUCCCCUUCCCGUCCUGCCGAAGAGUGCGACGAGGGACGCCGAAAAUGGCGGCGCGGGAGACUCGAAAACGCCCAUCCGUUCCUCUCCCGUCUCGGCAAGAUCUGGCACCAAGAGCUUCGAAGAAGCGAUGGAACUCGCCAACGAGCAACACCGACUCGCCUCCCCCUCCUUUCCUUCUCCCCUGUCCAGCGUGAGGAAAUCCUCCUCCAGACCCUCUCUUUGGUCCUCCGCCGUCAAACUCGUCGGCUUCUCGGCCCCCGAGAGGUACGAGGCCCUCGAACCCCCCUCCUCGAAGCAAGACGACGCCAAAAGCGCCAGGCAAAGAAAAUUCGUCGUCGACGAACUCAUCAACACGGAACAAUCCUACAUCAAAAGCCUCACCAUCCUCGUCGACUACUUCCUCUCCCCCAUCGAAAAACUAGAAGCCGACUGCAUGCACAGCUACAACGGAGAACUCAUGCUAACCGUCGAGGAAAGGAGCAUCUUGUUCUCCAACAUCAAACGACUCAUGCUCAUCAACCUGCGCUUCUUCUCCUCCCUUCAACGCGCCUACAAGGAAUGGGACACCCACGAGUCCAUCGGCCACGUCUUCAUAAAGUACUUCAUCCCGGAACUCGACGCCUACGACCACUACGCCGUCAACUACAGCGCCUGCCUAACCCUUUUCUACGAACUCAUGAAAAAGCCCUCCAUCAAAAAAGUCCUAGAAUCCCUCUGGGAAAAGUCAAAGUACUCCAUCAACGAGUUCAGCGGCUUCAUCAUCACCCCCAUCCAACGACUCCCCAGGUACAUGCUCCUCCUCCAGGCCCUUCUGAAGCACACUCCACCCACUCACCGCGACUACAACGACCUCACCACCGCCCUCAACACCCUCGUCAGAACCAUCGAAGUCAUCAACUCCAGAGUCGAAAACAUCGACGGACUCAACCAAUACAUCAUGCUUCAGCGACGAAUCAUAUUCGACUACAAGUCGGAACUCAGCACGAUCAUGAAGUCGACGCGCAGGUUCAUCAAGGAACUCAGCCUCGAAAUCUUCGUCAACGACGUCAAGCACGACGCGAACCACGUGGUCCUGUUCAACGACUCUCUCGGCAUCUUCAUCAAAAAGAGAAAAAACUACAUCUUCCAAGGACUAAUCCACUUCAAAAACGCUGACGUCGUCAAAAUAGACUGCUUUCACAGCCUCACGAUGUUCUCCAUCUUCGUGGCCUGCAAACUCCUCAACCCAGAGUGCCUCAUUCAGCUGAUCUUCCCCGACAUGGAAACCAGAGACCGCUGGUUCGAAGACAUGUGCGAGUACGACCAAAAAAUCCGCGUCGGACAAGACGCGUUCGUCAACUUCACCUACUACCCGCUGCCCUCCAAACCGAAAACCGUCAACUUCGACCAGGGCAUCCUGGUCCAAGACGGCCAGGAAUCGCCAUCGUCCAGAGAAGACGUAAUUUUGUCCAAGACCCCCGUCCGCCAGGAGAAUAUCACUUCGCAACCUCGGAUUCAUCAAGAAAAAAUAAAAAAAAAAAAAAAAAAAUAA